This is a messenger RNA of Porites evermanni, 492 nucleotides long. The record is from the annotation of a GenBank genome assembly. NCBI's taxonomy places the organism in Eukaryota, Metazoa, Cnidaria, Anthozoa, Scleractinia, Poritidae.
AUGCCUCUGUCUAACACCUCUUCUUGAAUUUCUGUGCUCAGAACAAUAGCCUAUCUGGAUCAGCUAUCAGCCAGUGAAGACAUGCUCAUCCUUUUCCGCUGCCAUCUUGCCAAUGCUCUCCAGCAUUCAUUCACAAAAGGUUUACCUUUUAGAAAUCUGGUCCCUUCACCGCUGGUUGGUUGCCUUCAGUUACACCUUGUGUUGCAGGGUAUCAAACGUCACCAAGGCUCUAAUAAGUGUCAACGCCAACCCAACACAAUCAACCUAAUGCACAUUUUUUUCCAGUCCUUGAGCUUCUCUGACUACAACCAUACAAUGCUUUGGGCUGCCUGCUGUCUUGAGUUUUUGGGUAUCUUAUGGGCUGGUGAGUUCAGCGACAACUCCCACUUCAAUCCCGACAUCCACAUUGCUGUCACCGAUGUCCACAUUAACAUUAAGUACUCUACGAUGGACCCCUUUCGCCAAGGGUUGCUAUAUUCACAUUGGUGCUGA